AUGGUGCGCGCUACCCAACUGGCUGUGGCGGCCCUGGGGCUGCUUGGUGCAGCGGCCGCUCAACUGGUGUCAACAGGCAUGUCUGUCACGCUCGACCAGAUCGAUUACUUCGUCUCUCCAUACCCAGCGGGAAAUGUGACGGUGUCCGCAGCCUCCCUGACAGAUAUCCCCAGCGUCAAUGGCUUCUACCCCGUGACUGUUGUUCAAGAGGAGAUGGCUGGGGUAUUAUCACUGUCCUCUCUUUUCUCUACGUGGACGGAUGUGGAUGAUGUGUUUACGCCCGCCUUCCUGGGUGUGGUCUUGGUCCGUGGCUACAAACCCGACAAUGUCACUGCAACCUUUUUCAACAGUUCGCGCUCCAGCGUUCUCGGCCCGUUAGAGUCCAGGGUAGUUCCGUCAGGCCCAUACUUCCUCGAACAGGCCACUGGAAAGCUCUAUCCGGUCUACCGUCUCUACAGCGACUAUGCAGGAGCCUUCACGCAGCCACUACUACAAAAGCCAGAUGGCACAUUCCAGCCGUUGUCGGCACAAGUGGCCGGUCUGGUCUCAUCCACUAUCGGUGUGCCCUCUCGCAUCUACUAUACCCCGAGCGAUGAGAAACCGCUGGCCGGGGCUCGUGUUGGCGUUAAGGACAUUUACAGUCUCGCUGGCGUGCGGCAGAGCAAUGGAAACCGGGCAUGGUACAAUCUGUACGGAGAGAACAAUGUCACUGGCACCGCCGUCUCGCGCCUGAUUGAUGCAGGCGCCAUCAUUGUCGGACUGCAGAAGCCCUCACAGUUUGCGAACGGAGAAACGGCUACAGCUGACUGGGUCGACCUUCACCCGCCCUUCAACCCACGUGGAGAUGGUUACCAGGACCCUUCUUCCUCCUCGUCAGGCGCGGGAGCUUCCAUCGGCUCUUACGAAUGGCUGGACCUGGCUCUGGGUAGUGACACCGGCGGCUCUAUCCGCAAUCCCGCCGAAGUCCAGGGAGUCUACGGUUCCCGUCCAUCCCACGGUCUCGUUGAACUUGACCAUGUCAUGUCCAUGUCGCCUGUGUUGGACACUGCGGGAGUGCUGUCAAGGGAUCCUUAUCUUUGGGACCGGGCCAACCAAGCCUUGUACAGCACCAACUACACCUCGUUCUAUGGCAAAUCAGUCCGCUACCCCAGCAAGCUGUACACCAUCGACUUCCCGACAACCAAUGACUCUGCGGCAGACGCUCUGCUGGCUGGAUUUCAAAAGCGCCUGGCCGCGUUCUUGAAUACGACAGCCACCCCGCUGGAUCUAUCUGAUGACUGGUCGUCGCGUCCGCCAUCCAGCGCUCCCGCCAAUGUCUCGCUUGAGACUUUGCUUAACCUGACCUACCCAAUGCUGAUCACCAAGCAGCAGAUCCCUCUAGUUAGGGAUCCUUUCUACGCGGACUAUGCUGCUAAACACGACGGCCGAGUCCCCUUCGUCGACCCCGUUCCUCUGUCACGGUGGAACUGGUCCAUGGCGUACCCUGACUCUGCACUGGAUGAAGCCAUCCACAACAAGGCGCUCUUCAUGGACUGGAUCGCGGAGAAUUAUCUCACUCCGAUCUCCGAUCCUGAGCAGUGCUCCUCGUCACUUAUUGUCUACGUGGGCACCGAUGGCUCCCAGAGAGCACGUAAUGUCUAUCGUUCGCUCCCCGGCGCACCCUCGGGGUACAGCAAAUUCCUCAUCUCCAAUAUGGCGAGUGUGCCGGACUUUGUCAUUCCCGUUGGGGAGAUUGAGGCCUACAGCACCAUCACGCAGCACCAGGAGAAGUUUCCUGUCGCCAUUGAUGUUUUGGCUGCUAAGGGGUGUGACGGAUUGCUAGUCAGGCUGGCUCAGGAUUUAUUCGAGGCUGGCAUCAUUAGUGCACCGUUGGCGGGUGGGACGCUGACUGCCCUAUUCGGCCUGGCGUAUGCCUCCACCCAGGCGGUCCUCCAGCCAGAGGAACCAUCAGACUUCCGUACCUUCCACAGCCCAUAUUCCCCGCACCACUCGAUCCGCAUCCGCCAGCAGAAUGAAUCAAUCUGCGCUGCCCAUUCCGCCCAAUACACCGGCUGGCUCGACAUCGGCCGUAAACAUCUCUUCUUCUGGUACUUUGAGAGCCAGAAUGACCCUGCCAAUGAUCCUCUCACUCUCUGGAUGACAGGAGGCCCAGGGGGGUCCAGCAUGAUCGGUCUGUUUGAAGAAGUCGGGCCAUGUCUGAUCAAUGAGUACGGCAAUGGCACUUACCACAAUCCGUGGGGCUGGUCCCGGAACUCCUCCCUACUAUUUGUCGAUCAGCCAGUCGAUGUGGGAUUUUCGUACGUCGAUGAAGGAGAGGACUUACCGGGCGAUUCGCAUCAAGCUGCAAUUGACAUGCAUCGGUUCUUGCAGUUGUUUGUCUCGGAGGUUUUCCCGCAAUUGCAGACUCUCCCGGUUCAUCUUUCUGGGGAAUCGUAUGCUGGUCACUAUGUCCCUUACCUCGGCAGUCAGAUCGUCCAACAGAACAAGCUCUAUCCCACUGAGCCCCAGGUCCUUCUGCAUUCAUGUCUCGUAGGCAACGGCUACUAUUCUCCUCGCGACACUACCUACGGCUACUGGGAAACCCUCUGCACCACUAACCCUGGAGUCCCCGAGCCCGUCUUCAAUCAGACUAGAUGCGACAUCAUGGCGGCCAAUAUGCCGCGAUGCAUGGAAGUAUCCGACGUAUGUGUUCGGAACCCUGAUCCGGCCAUCUGCCAUGCUGCGUCGGAGGUAUGCUACGAGGGCGUGAUCGGAUGGUAUGAUGACGAGUCUGGUGAAGGUGGUCGGAAUAGGUUUGAUAUAACUGCUCCCUGCGCCCUUGACGGCAUAUGCUACAUCGAGGCCGCUCGCAUCGAGCAGUACCUGAACACACCCGCAGUUUGGGCUGCUCUAUCACCACCCAAAGAAAUCAAAGAGUACAAGGUUACUUCCGACAAUGUGUCGCGCGCAUUCGAUCUCACUUCAGACACGAUGACGCCAGCGUCUGAGCAAGUCGCGUUCCUGCUUGCGAAUCAGGUACAUUUCCUCGCGUACCAGGGCAAUCUCGAUCUGGCGUGUAAUACGGCGGGGAAUCUGCGCUGGGCGCAUUCUCUGCCAUGGAGGGGUCAGGUCGAGUUCGCGUCGAAGGCGCUGCGGCCAUGGAGCUGGGUAGAUGUGGUAUCUGGAAAAAGUGGAGUGGCUGGAACGACGAAGGAGGUGAGAGUGAAGGUUAGUGAGAGUACGGAUAAGGAGUCGAGGUUUGCGCUAGUUACGGUUGAUGGGGCGGGUCAUUUUCUUCCUCAAGAUAGACCUGAUAUCGCAUUGGAUAUGAUGGUGCGUUGGAUAUCCGGGGCAUCGUUUACUGAGUGA
Messenger RNA from Aspergillus welwitschiae, 3348 nucleotides. Its product is annotated as carboxypeptidase Y. Gene Ontology annotation, molecular function: serine-type carboxypeptidase activity. Lineage: Eukaryota; Fungi; Ascomycota; Eurotiomycetes; Eurotiales; Aspergillaceae. The record is from RefSeq and is a predicted model, not a curated record. Gene Ontology annotation, cellular component: fungal-type vacuole. Bases 1 to 3348 code for a protein of 1115 amino acids. The transcript is spliced from 6 exons. Gene Ontology annotation, biological process: proteolysis.